AUGGGGAAAGGACCAUUGGAUUUUAUUGAUGUCGAGGAGAGUGAGAAUGACAAGAAGAAGAUAAAGGGCGAUAUAGUCUCAGGGCCCGAGGCAGGCAGAUCCCCGUACAGCAACGAAGAAUACACAGUAGGUUGGGUCUCGACUCACUCUAUAGACAUGGCAGCAGCAAAAGGCAUGCUGGAUGAAGAGCACGGUGAUCCACAAACGCCUCCACAGGAGGCUGAUCACAAUACAUAUCUCCUAGGAUGCAUGCGCGGAUUCAGAGUCGUCAUUGCUUGCUUACCAAAAGAUGAACUAGGCGCUAUCUCUGCAGCCGCUGUAGCAAGAGACAUGCUGUUCACCUUUCCUAACAUCCGAGUUGGACUUACGGUGGGAGUCGGCGCGGGAAUACCUCACUACGAUGAUAAUGAAACGUGCGACAUCCGCUUAGGGGAUGUAGUAAUAGGCAGUGAUAGGGGCUCGAGUGGGGUUAUUGUGUAUGACUUUGGCAAGUGGCUUCCCGAUGGCUCAUUCAAGAAUAUGUAUGCUUUGGAUCGACCGCCCCGACCUUUGCGUGCUGCCCUAGCCAGGAAGGAAGCAGAGCACCAGACUCGUGAAAGUAAGAUCUGUGAAUACGUUGACAAUCCUGCCCAGCAAAUACAUCGACAAGAUCGACUUGACACCUCCCCUGAAAUACAUUAUGGGAUUGUGGCCACAGGAAGUGCAGUGGUGAAACAUGCGCCAACUAGAGAGCAAAUCAAGCAGAGGCAUGGCGCUAUCUGUCUGGAGAUGGAGGCAGCUGGAUUGAUCAAUAACUUCCCCUGCAUCGUCAUCCGCGGGAUAUCUAACUAUGCGGACUCUCAAAAGAACGACCAAUGGCAUGUAUAUGCAGCUUCCACCGCAGCGGCCUGUGCAAAGGAGCUUCUUGGGUUUGUGCAACUGACGACAUUGGAAGCGGAACGUAAAGGGAAGGAUGUGCUCCAGAUACUUAACAAUGGCAUGUCGCGACCUUUAAUAUCGUCUUUAUAUUUGUCAAGGGAUACUAACAUUGCGAAAGUGUCCCAUGAAGUCUCUCAAAUCUCAACCCAUUUCACUCAUAUCAAGCAACUGAAGAAGGGGACUGAGAUGCUCAAGCGCCCGGGCUGA
Messenger RNA from Aspergillus nomiae NRRL 13137, 1125 nucleotides. Its product is annotated as 5'-methylthioadenosine/S-adenosylhomocysteine nucleosidase family protein. The record is from RefSeq and is a predicted model, not a curated record. The coding region runs from base 1 to 1125 and encodes 374 amino acids. The transcript has 2 exons. Gene Ontology annotation, molecular function: catalytic activity. NCBI's taxonomy places the organism in Eukaryota, Fungi, Ascomycota, Eurotiomycetes, Eurotiales, Aspergillaceae. Gene Ontology annotation, biological process: nucleoside metabolic process.